AUUCUUCAUCUUCAACCGUUAUUAAUGCUUCUCCACAACAAAGCCUGAAAACUCUUCCUCUUAUUUGCUUUCUUUGAUAAUGGAGCUUAGCAAAGUCACGCUGGAGAUCUUCUCCAAACUGGAGCAGCAAUGGCUCUCACACUACGAAGCCACCACCAAAACCCGCAUACUCAGCAUUGACGGCGGAGGAACCACUGCCAUUGUCGCCGGCGCCGCUCUCAUCCACCUCGAGGACCAGAUCCGCGUCCAAACAUCCGAUCCUGACGCUCAAAUCGCUGAUUACUUUGACAUCAUUGCCGGCACCGGCAUUGGCGCCCUCCUUGCCGCCAUGAUCACCGCCGACGAUGGCUUCGGCAGGCCUCUCUAUACCGCCAGAGACGCCGUUCAGUUCAUCGCCGAGAGCAACAGGAAACUCUACAAUCCGAAACACACCGGAGUUUUUCGCCGACACCGGAGAUUCUCCUCGAGUAGCAUGGAAAAGGCGUUGAAGCAAGUGUUCCAGAGGAAAGAUAAAGAAGGACGGUUGUUGACCAUAAAGGACACGUGUAAGCCCCUGCUUAUCCCUUGCUUUGACCUCAAGAGUUCGGCGCCAUUCGUGUUCUCCCGAGCCGACGCGUCCGAGUCACCGAGUUUCAACUUCGAGCUUUGGAAGGCGUGCCGCGCCACGUCAGCCACGCCGGGCCUCUUCAGCCCCUUCCAUUUCGCCUCCGUCGACGGCAAGACCUAUUGCUCCGCCGUGGACGGCGGUUUGGUGAUGAACAAUCCGGCGGCCGCCGCGGUCACGCACGUCCUCCACAACAAACGCGAUUUCCCGUCGGUGAACGGCGUGGAGGAUCUCCUGGUGCUUUCCAUCGGAAACGGAGCGCCGGCGAAGAGAGUGCACGACGUCCGCGAAUGCUCGACGUCGUCGGUAGUUGACAUUGCUCUCGACGGCGUUUCCGAGACUGUUGACCAGAUGUUAGGGAACGCCUUCUGUUGGAACCGUACGGACUAUGUCAGGAUUCAGGCAUUCGGUUUGGGUGGCGAAGUAACGAAGGCGGAAGAAAAGAAGGUGCUGAAUGAAAGAGUCUUAGAAUCGUUACCGUUUGGCGGCAAGCGGUUACUGCAGGAAACUAACGGUAAUAGAAUCAAGAGCUUUGUGCAACGCCUUGUUGCAAACGGAAAGACUAGUCUGCCACCUAGUCCCUGCAAGGUUCCGCCGUACGCCUCUCGCUAACGGCCACUUUUUUCUCCCUCAUAUUUUCACGCUGUAACUUGUAUCCAAGGUUAGGUGGGUUAAAAAAAAAAAAAACUCGAAGUUUUAAUUUUACGUGGUG
Molecule: messenger RNA, 1316 nt
Organism: Abrus precatorius (Indian licorice)
Lineage: Eukaryota; Viridiplantae; Streptophyta; Magnoliopsida; Fabales; Fabaceae
Product: probable inactive patatin-like protein 9
Exons: 2
Coding region: 80-1216 (378 amino acids)
Biological process (GO): lipid metabolic process
Source: RefSeq, a predicted model, not a curated record